UUCCAUCCGUCAUGACGUCACAACAUAAACAUCGACUGGAAAUGUAGGACAUUCAAGUACUCUUGUGUUGACAUUUUAUUUUUCAGUGAUUUUCAUAUUUCGUCAAGAUGUCGAGAGACAUGACAGAACAUUAUACAGACAGCUUCUCCCGACAGACAGAAGAGAUGUUUCGGGAGUUGUUGAGUCCGAUUGAACCUUUAAUUAUGAAGAUUCAGUCAUUACUUGUUUGGGAGAGACCACAUAAAAGUGCAGUGAUGUUUUUGAUCGUUCAUGGAAUAUUUUGGUUUACCGCUGUCAAUGGCUGUCAGUUUUAUUUUUGCAUUAGUUCAAUAGCUGCCAUCAUGUUUUUCGUUUACACUUGGAGGAAAUGGAUCUGGCCCGAGAUCAGAGUUCCCCCAGCUAUUCCAGAAGAUCCAGACAGCUGGACUCCUGUCCAUGUCCGGUUGUUGAGUGUUCCUGAAAUCUGCCAACAUCUGGCCCACCUGUGGAUUUUCAUGUCAAACAACUUCAGUUGUUGGCUUGCAUUUAGGAAAGAUCAUCAUUUCUUGUUUACGUGUCUGAACUGCUCUUUCUUGCUUCUGUUUGCUGCAUUUGGACGAUUGAUUUCUGGUCUGACUCUAACAUACAUAAUAGUGAUGUCAAUGAUGUUGUGGCCCUGUGUCCUGUACAACAACUUGUUUCAGAAGAUCUACAUAGCUCUGGAGCCUCUGUUGAUGCGGUUGGAUUACACUUUGAAAAUCAGGCCAUGGAUCUGGCGUCACCAACAGGCUCGGAAAACGGCGAACUUUGGCAGCAUUGGCACGACCACUCGUGAUUCAGAUAGCGAAUCAGAGGAACUCAUGCCAACACGAGACCCUAAAGUCACAGCAGCGCUCGCUCGAGCCAUCACUGAUUCAGAGGAUGAGGGUAUGAGCACACCCGAUAUCCCAACCCCCAGGAUGUCCAAGGAACCCUCAGUCAAUCUGAAUGAUGAGCAUGAGGAUUUGUCAGAUACCUCUGACAUAGAGGCCGAGUUUGCCAGGGGCUUAGGUCAGAUGCCUUCGCUAGAAGAUCACUUGACUGAUGAAGAAAUACUUGAGCCUUCCUUACCCCAAGAGACAAAGGGGGAAAUAAAAUUUGUCUCAUCUCAUUUCGGUGAUUCUACAGACGAUGAAUUAGAGGAAUCAAGACUAGGUAAAGGAAUGAAAUUCCCUGAUUUAAAAGAUUUGUCAAUGGUUGAAUCUUCCACAGGAAUUCGGGAAACAGCCAAUCAAAUUGUGUCUUCUGUGAUGGGAAAUGCAUUGUCAGGAAUCACAAACCUUACCCAAAGAGCAGUGGGUACAGUCACAAAUAGCAACAAUGAGGAUAAAAUAGAUGGAAAAGAGGCUCAGGUUCAAAGUUCAUUGUCACAGCAACGAUCAUCUGAUGCAAGUGACCUUGAUAUUGCAGAGGAGUUUGAGUUUUUGGAUCAGUAUGAUGCGGAGGAGGGUUAAUGGAAAUUAUUUUAUAACAUAUCUGUGAUGUUGAUUGCAAUGCUGAGUGUUGGGGAAAUUUCACUUUUAUUUUCCUCAAACCUAUUUUUCACUUUUAUUUUUACUUUUAUUUUAGCAUUAUUUUUUUAAAAACACAUGCAUAUACAAAUUACCACAUUUUCUGAUUUGCCAGGCAAAGAAAUUACAAAAAAUUUUAUUAGUAUGAUGUCUGCUCAAAAGCUAGAGUCCUUCAUUGAUUUACAGCUCCCAUUUGUUGUUUUCUUUUUUUUUUGGUCAGAAUUUGUAUUUAUUUAUUCAAGAAAGUUCACAUAUCAAUUUGAAAUUUUGAAAUGGCCUUUGGAUGGAGUCAAAAUUUUCCAGCACAAAUAUUUUUAUAUAUAGGUCUUCCAAUUACAGUGAGACCAAAUUUUACUUCAGCAAUGUAAUGUGAUGUAAACAAAAUUGACGUGUAUAAGAUUGAUUUUUUUCCUUUCCAAGAAUUUACCGUAGAUUGUAAUUUUGUAACCAGUUUGGGAAUUAAUGUAUAGAAAAUAUUGUAUGAAUAAAUGAAAAAAUUAACUUUUCAUUCGAAUUCAGACCUCUUAUUAAGUUCAGGAGUGAGCAUGAGAGAGUUUUCCGUCAGUACUUUUUUUAUUAGUCCAUUCAGAUUUCAUUCUGAUAAAUUUUUAGUGCUUUUCAAUAAUUUUUUUUUAUUAUUGAAAUUUGUUGAAAAUAUGCAUUUGUUCAUUGCUAGCAUAUUAAUGAAAUCAGGAAUUUUUAAUUUUAAUGCAGAGGAAUCUCAUUUUAGAUAUAAAUACACAAUGAAGACAGAAUCUUAAUUAAAAUAUUCUAUUCUUCUGUCUGUAUUGUAUUACGUGUAUCAUUGUAAAUAUUGAAUGGUUAUUUAUUUAUUAUCAUAUUUUAUUGAAUAUGAUUUUAUUUGUACAUGCAAAUAUAUUAUCUAUCUUCAUAGCUACAGUCAAUGGUUAUAUAGAACUUCCAUGCACAGCCAAAAUACCUUUCUUAUCAGUGAUUUGUUAUAUCUUGUUAAGUAAUUGCACUUCUGAUGACAACUUUAAUUUCAUUGUAAAUUAUUUGGUGCUUUUGCUAGUUUUGAAGCAAGACUGACCCAUGAAUUAUAAACUGUAGUAAAAUUAUCUGAUUGUAAAACUACACAUUCAAAAUGGAACAAAAGCAGCUAGUUCUCCUAAGUGGGUGAAAAUGUCAUGAAUGAAGUGAAGACGGUAUGCAGUAGUAAUAGAGAACCAUUUGGUGACAAUUUAAUUAGAAUUUUGUUCAAAUUAGAAAUUCACUGUAAGCAUAUUCACUAUACAAAUCAUGUUUCGCCUUUUUUUUUGUUCGUAUGCAUUUUAAGGAACGUGUGCACCACUGUCUAAUGCUUCUAUUCAUCUUAAUUAUAUGCAAUAUGGAUUACAAGGAAUGAAUAUUUUACACUCACUUUUACUGAACAUAUACAAUGAUAUAAUGAUUGUGACAAGUAUCAGACAUGUGGGUGAUAUUGAAUAUUUUAAUGUAUAUGAGUCAUACUUAUUGUGUAUAAUGCAUUAUAUUCAAUUUUGUGAUAGAAUCUUAAAUUUGUGAUUCCCAUAUAAUUGUGUUUCAUAUAUGUAUAUUAAACACAGAAACUAAA
Molecule: messenger RNA, 3102 nt
Organism: Saccostrea echinata
Lineage: Eukaryota; Metazoa; Mollusca; Bivalvia; Ostreida; Ostreidae
Product: reticulophagy regulator 3-like
Exons: 8
Coding region: 108-1472 (454 amino acids)
Biological process (GO): reticulophagy
Source: RefSeq, a predicted model, not a curated record